UACCAUUUCUUCCUCUUUUCUACAGUGUUUCUAUGUCUCUUGAAGACGGUCGAAGUCAGUGAUUCUUAUUCGGCUAGUUCUCGUCAAAGGCAGUGCGCUUAGGAAAAGGAUCAUGCUCUUCAAGCUGUCUCUUAUGAUAGCAUGAUCAUAAAUUUGUGAGGAGCAAUUGUCGCGUUUCUCUGACAGCAAUGUUUCUCGGUCAAAGACACAAACUCGCAUGUCUUUCGAAGCAAGGGAUAACAGUCGCUACCGCCACGUGUUCGAGGGUCUGGACUUCAUGUUUAUUACAGCUUCAUCAGCGCUGUUCUACUCCGUACUACUGGCGGAUGCACGGCAACGACCUAGCAAGACCAAUUUGCAUAUAUCCGACAUUUCAUCACAUCUUCCUCCAGCUUGAUCAGACCUGUCGUUCUAGCGGGCCUGUCUCAGCGACAAUCAUGACUCAAAAUCCGAAGAACCGCAGGUCUGCCAACGUCACGGAUGUUCUGGCUCUGAGCUCAACAGGAUCGAAGACAAUCCGGCUGAAACAGUGUCGGAAUAAGGCUGAGCAAGCUCCUGCCGAGGAGUUCUUACCUUUCGCACCCCUGGUAAAAGAUUUGGUCAUUAUGGAUUACCUGUCCAGGCACGGGGACCUAGCGCGGCCGGCUAUAGAUCAAAAAACUGCAUUUACAUAUCCGUAAACCAUUAAGCCAUGACAAACAGCGCCUUCGGUGGACCCAACUCUUCAUUCCCAGCCAAUGAGCUUGUCUGGAAGCUUCGCGGUGGAGCUGGGCGGUUUUACGAAGAUCGGUUUUACGGAUUUGCGGAUAUGUGGAUAUAGACUACACGCACUCCUUAUAUGCCACGCAGAACGUU
Molecule: messenger RNA, 855 nt
Organism: Aspergillus saccharolyticus JOP 1030-1
Lineage: Eukaryota; Fungi; Ascomycota; Eurotiomycetes; Eurotiales; Aspergillaceae
Exons: 2
Coding region: 189-680 (163 amino acids)
Source: RefSeq, a predicted model, not a curated record